UUUUGUGAUUAGGUCAUGUGUUGCGAAUAAGCGCAUAAGCAUACCUAAGAUGUUUUUCAAUUUACAUAAUAAUAUUUUAUACUUAUUAAUUCUCGUUCAUACAGAAGCAACAUUUACAGAGUCUGAACGACCAUAUCGGGUACUGAAAGUGAAUCAGAUAUGGGAAAAAGCGCAAAAGCUUUAUUCAGGACCAAAGUUAGCUGAUUUAUAUGCAGAAUUAAAAAUUCAGGACAAAACAGAACUAGAACUGAAAAAGUUAAAAGCAGAGGAUAUGGAUAAAGACGGAAUGAAAGAGGCUGAAGUGAGAAGGAGAUUAAUGGAUAUUUUGGAGAGGUAUAAUAUGAAAAAGAUGAUUUCUGUGCCUCAGCCCGAAGAUAUGAGCAAUGAACUACCUGAGACAUUUGACCAUCAGCUGAGAGAUAAAAAGCUGCAGAAACUGUGGAAAAAGGCACAGUUUGGUGGAUUUUCAGAGUGGGAAUUAGAUAAACUGAAAGAGGAAUUUCUGCACCAUCAAAUGAAGGUGGAUGAAUAUAACUCUCUACAUGAAGAUAUUAAAGAUGAUUAUAUAGAUAACUCAAUUGAUUUGGAUCAGAACAAAGUACGGUACAUGGAUGAGAAAAAGAAACAAAAAAAGCUGAAGUUGAUAUAUAAAGAUCUGAAAACAGACUAUGACAAACUGGAGGCCAUUGCUUCAUCUUCCAGUGUGAAGGACAAAACAUUCCAAGAUCCACGAGUCUAUGAACUCUGGGCCCUCGCACAAAAAGCCAAAAUACCAAGAGAGGAAUUGGAAUCUUUUAAGAAAGAACUGCAGCACUUUGAGCAUAGACUACAGAAGCAUGACCAUUACCAAGACCAGUUGAGGGUGUCGGAGGAGGCGGUCAGGAUCAACUACAAAGAUGGAGAGAAGCCGGAGAAACACACUCAACUGGAACAAACGGUGCGAGACUACGGCAGGAAGGUGGAGAAAUAUCACAAUGACUUGAAGUACAGGAUCAGCAAAGCCGUCCAACAGCACACAGAGCUGUGAUAAUUGUAACCGGGCAGUAGCUGACAUCACUGGAGAACAGAACAGGAAAAGUUCAUGAGAGUCAAGAGACGCAUGUGGUUGAAAUUAAGUGGUUACAGAAAAAGAAAGCAGCAAACUUAAACAAAACAAUGCCAUAAUACUCUUCAAAAUGUGCCUUGUGUAGCAUAAUACUAAGUAAAACUAGAAACAUAAUGAAAUGAAAGAUCAUGGGUGCAAUAGAUGUCUAUUUUGGGGGUAAAUAUUAAGUCAGACACAAUUUGAAAGUUCCUCCUUUGAAAUGAUUUCAUGUUUAGGGAUAUACAUCAAGUUUGAGAAAUAAUCAAACCAUAGCAAAGAUGGGAUCAUGUGUUGAUUGCAUUCGAUUGUUAGUGUGCAUAUCCAAACAUCAACAAAAUGAUGGAUUCUUAAACCUGUAAAGGGCUUCAUAGGUUGUGAGUUUUUGUCACUCUCAUUCCUUUUUUUUUAAUUGACAAAAAAGUAAUUAUGAGGGAAAUUAAAAAACUAUUUCCUUGACUAAUAAACAGUAUUUAUAUAAAACAAACUUAUGUGUUUGCAUGUGCAAUCCAAUUUUGUGAAAUAUUGUAUUUUUAAUACAUUUAUAUCUUGUAAAUGUAAAUAAAUUUACCUAUAUCAGUGAACUAAAUAUAAGUAAGCCACAAUC
This is a messenger RNA of Magallana angulata, 1688 nucleotides long. RefSeq names its product alpha-2-macroglobulin receptor-associated protein-like. Gene Ontology annotation, biological process: regulation of receptor-mediated endocytosis. The transcript is spliced from 7 exons. The record is from RefSeq and is a predicted model, not a curated record. Gene Ontology annotation, molecular function: heparin binding; low-density lipoprotein particle receptor binding; receptor antagonist activity. Bases 50 to 1027 code for a protein of 325 amino acids. Gene Ontology annotation, cellular component: endoplasmic reticulum; endomembrane system. Lineage: Eukaryota; Metazoa; Mollusca; Bivalvia; Ostreida; Ostreidae.